UGGCCGUCGGAUCUUGUGCACAGCCGUGAAACAGUCUCUCUUCUUUCUCUAUUUUCGAAAGCUGGUUUUCCUCAGCGCCUUGAAAAAUCAGUCCGAUGGAUAGUUAGAAAUACGUUAUGUCUGGUGGUGGCUCAAAAAACCCUUCCACUCGUCUUUUACCUCCGAUAAAAAAUCCUCUUUUUAAUCCGAAUGAAGAUCCAGAAGAAGUUAGGGUUACAUCCGUGAAUAGUCAUCCAGAACGAUCUCGUCCCGGGAGAAGGUUGGGUGGUUUGGGGAAUCUUUUCAGUUCACGACAUCGAAACUCUGGCUCUCCGAGCAAGGCGCGCGAAGAGAUCGAAGGAUGUCGCGAGGAUGCUAACGAAAACUUGAAAACGCUUUCUCCAAGUAGCAGUAGGCCUGUCUCGAAGGAGUCAGAAAGAUUAAAUAAGGGAAAGACUAUAGCAGUAGAGGCAACAAAAUCGGACACGGGGUCAGGGAAUGUGAAAACGGUGAACUCAAGGGUGCCUAAUUCAUCACGCUUCGCCCGUAACCUCAGCAACCCAACGGAAGCUGUUAACGACACUAACUCCGAUUCUAAUUUGCCACUUGAUAACGAAAAACAUAUACCUGUUUCAUCUUCAAAGCAGAAUUCAAAGUCUGAGAUUACCGAAAAGAGGAGACCUGCACUUCUGCAUAGAGACAAAGAAAAGCGAUUACUGGUGAAUCAACAUUGCAAUGAUGACUGCAAGAUUAAGUCAGCGAAUUCUCGUCAUGAAAGACUUCAUGCAACUUCCUCUUCGGACACUGAAGUGGUCUCUCGUCGUGAGAUCCGUUCACGAAGAGAGGAGAAAAAGCCUGAAAGGAUAAAAUAUCACGAUGCCUUGUCGCUAAGGAAUGACAUGAGGACAGCCUUGGCAACUGGAGACUAUCAAACUCUUCUAGAAUUUUUGACAACAACGUUUGAUUCUUUCUCUGAGAUGAAUGAAGUCUUCAAGCGAAAAGAUGAGUAUAACUCUGAAGAAUUCUCUGAAAGUGGUAUUGAUCACGACUUUGUCAGGAUAGCAUAUGAAAUUGUUCUUACCCUGCCUCAAGAGGUACACAAGAAUGUUCUCAAGUCUGUGGUGAACAGCCUGUUACAAGAAAUCAAAAGGCAAAGAACAAAGGAUGAUCUUAGGGCAUUCACAAUCCUUCUGCAGAAUCCUCAGUUUGACAAGUCAUCAACAUAUGUAAUCUUUGCUUAUCUUCUGCGGCAAGUGUCAUCUCUCACAGAUGGAGAGCAUCAGUACCUUGUUCACUGGUUCAGAAGAUUACCUGUUAAUUCCUUUAAGGCCAUUGUAACAAGGGUAGAGCAGUUUAUCAGUGUUCGUCUCAUUCCAACCAAAACCAAUGAGCUACCGCCUGAUGAGAAAUGCACCUGGUGGAUUCCUUCUGCUGUUAAAGUUCUAGCACUUUUGAAUGCCUCUAACUGGCUGUUCACUCCUCCUGUUGUCAACCACAGUUUUUUCUACAAUCACUCACUAGAUCAUAUUGAUCUGAUGGCUGAGUAUUAUUCGUGGCAGAAUCCCACAGCUAAUCCUGGAAAAUUCUCCUUCUGCCAGUACCCUUUCAUUCUUAGCCUGGCAGCCAAACGUUAUAUUAUGCAGAAGGACUCAGAGUCACAAAUGCUUGUCAUGGCAAGGAAAAGUCUUGUGGCCAAAGUUCAGAGAAGAGAAAUGCCAGACAUGGGAAUGCUGUUCCUCAACAUCAAAGUUCGUCGCUCGAACUUGAUUUCUGAUUCGCUGAAUGAGAUUUCCAGGAAGCAAAGAGACUUGAAAAAGAAACUAAAAGUCACAUUUGCAGGAGAGCCAGGGCUGGAUAUGGGUGGGCUAACAAAAGAGUGGUUCCUUCUGCUCAUUAGAAGAAUCUUCAGACCAGAAUAUGGUAUGUUUACUUAUAAUGAAAAGUCAAGAACCUACUGGUUUAGUAAAACAUGUGUGGACAAUGAUUCUGAAUUCAACUUGGUCGGUGUUCUGAUGGGAUUAGCGGUGUAUAACAGCAUUAUUCUGGACAUAAGAUUUCCUCCUUGUUGUUACAAGAAGCUGCUGAGUCCAGCUGUAGUUCCGUUUCACAAUCCUAACGCCACAGUUGGUAUCGCUUCAUUAGGACUUCAGGAUCUUAUGGAAACAAUGCCAGAUCUUGGUCGAGGCUUGAAGGAACUUCUGGAAUAUGAAGGUGACGUGGAAGAAGAUCUUUGUCAAACAUUCCAGAUUUCUUACACUAUAUUUGGUGAAGUUAUCACCCAUAACCUCAAGCCAAAAGGUGACAAAAUCCCCGUUACUAAAGAAAACAGACAAGAAUACGUGAAUCUUUACGUGGAUUAUCUGUUAAACAAGUCCAUCUACCAACAGUUUGCCUCCUUCUAUCAUGGUUUCCACAGUGUCUGUGCUUCAAACGCCCUCAUUAUGUUACGUUCAGAGGAAGUGGAGAUGUUAGUCUGUGGAAACCCUGAACUUGACAUGGAUGCUCUAAGAAAAGUAACUGUCUAUGAUGGCUACACCAAGAAUGAUUCCGUCGUUAGGUAUUUCUGGGACGUAGUUCUGUCCUUUUCUUUGGAGCUGAAGAAAAAACUGCUGCUAUUUGCAACCGGAAGUGACCGUGUACCGAUCGGUGGGAUGGGCGAAAUGGAAUUCAAGAUAAUCCGUAUGGAAGUAGCCCACAGCACCAGCAUGUUGCCAAUGUCUCACACCUGCUUCAACCAGCUUAUUCUUCCUCCAUAUAAGAACCGAAAGAUCCUGAAGCAAAAACUCACUAUUGCUAUUUCUAAUGCAGAGGGCUUCGGAAUCGAGUAGUGAUCACAAUGGAAGGACUUUGUGAACGUCUCAUUCUUCGCUUACCAUCAGUAGUUAUCCAAUCCCGCAAAGCCGGACUUGGGCGGGAACAGCUCACGAGACACACAGCGAUCUUGUCACCCUUAUAGGAAUGCAUGGACAUUUUAACAGUGUAAAACGUGUCAGAAGAAUAUUCUUUUUCUAAUUCCAACUUCAAUCAGCGGGACUAAUCUUAAUGUAACACACUAAGAGUUAUGUAUUGAUUUGUUUACUUUAUUUCAAAAUUUCCGAUUGCUCUGAUAUUUCCCUUCUUAAAAAAGGAGGACCCAACCGUUUGGUUUGACUGACAAUUUCAUGCUUUUGCUGUGAUCGGUAAGGAAGGAAACGUUUUCAAUGAAUUGGUUUUAGUGGAUCAUCGCGCAACAUCAGAGUCGAUUAAAACAUCAGUAUUUGACGAUUCUAUAAUCGAAAAUCGCCGGUUCAAGUGUACAGUCUCGGCCAAAAUAGUGAUCUGACCUCAUUUGCAGAGUUGUGGCGUCUUCCAAAGGUUGUGAUAUUUGGUAAUUGUUUUGCAUUGACUUCUUCAAACGCGUUAAUGAUUAAUUUUUCCUAAGACUUAAUUGUUAAGUAAUUUGUUUUUAAAAGUGUACAGGUAUGACAGUUGUAAACAGUGUAUAUACCUAGUCUUCAUAUUGAGAUAACGUUUUAUCAAAAGGACGAUUUGUUUCAAUGAGUGAAUAGAUGUUUUGAAUAGUACUUUCUGUUGACAAGGGCUCUUGGUAUUCUGGUCACUUUCUUUUAGGAAGUGAAGUAAAACAUUUCAAGCGUAUUUGAUCCUAAAUCAUUUCCCGAAAAUUCAUUUGGAAAGGAAACAAUAAAGAGUGCUUGCUUGUUAAA
Messenger RNA from Pocillopora verrucosa, 3683 nucleotides. RefSeq names its product probable E3 ubiquitin-protein ligase HECTD2. Lineage: Eukaryota; Metazoa; Cnidaria; Anthozoa; Scleractinia; Pocilloporidae. The record is from RefSeq and is a predicted model, not a curated record. Gene Ontology annotation, biological process: protein polyubiquitination; ubiquitin-dependent protein catabolic process. Gene Ontology annotation, molecular function: ubiquitin protein ligase activity.